GGUUCUUUAGAUUCUGGGUGUCUGGGGAGGGCAGUCUGAGCCAUUAUUGCUGCUGCCGUUCUUAAUAGGAUUCAAGCUUCCCCAGCUGCUGUGUCUUUUUCUCUGUGAUAAUGGCCCAAAUUCUUCAACGAGUCCUGUGGCUUUUCAUGGUUGCUGUUAUGAUCUCUGCCCAGAGAACUUUUAAAACAACUGGACUGAGGCCUCAAUGCCUUGGAAAUGUCAUAAGGCUCACAAUUGAUAAAUCCUUUACAAUUGGAGGCCACCUUGAAGUGGAUGCAUUCAAUGGAAGUCAUUAUUACCCAAUCACACCCAGCAUGGCACCUACAUGUGGCUACCGGAAGACUAUUGACCCUUGGGGCAAUGUUAAACUCUUUGCCUCAGUCUUGAGCUGCCACACUCAAAAUCAAGACGAUGAGGAUUUUAACAUGAAGGUGCGUGUUACAAUAAAUAGUGAACAGAAAGCUGACAAGGCAGACAUGCAUGAAGUGUCCAGGACAUGCAAAUACAACCAAUGGGCUUCUCGUGAGAUUCUGUGUGACCGGGACUUCAUGGAGGUGUCGGUGAACAGGUUGCCCCCACCGGCUGACCAAGCUGUUCAUCCCGAAAUGGAGGAGGAUCAAUGGGCUGCGAUUCCUGAGACUGUGACCUCUAAGAAGAGCAUCUGGAGGAUGGUUUUUUUCACCCCAAGAGAAAAGUCCUUGCUGUUGACUGAGGCUCAAAAUCUUGGUUAUUUUGUGGCCUCAACCCCAACAAGACUUGUUAUCCGAAGCCGUCCCAACACCACUGAGAUCUACACUGAAAAUGUUGCUGGGAUCUCGAUGAACGUUCUAAGGGUAACUACCUAUUUCAAGGACCUAUGGUCUGUGACCAUGCUUGAUUCUGCAGCAGCCUGCCCAACCAGUGGCCUUACCUUCACUGAGAAAACUAUUACUUGGUAUGUACCCCGCCACAUCCACCCACUUCUCACACCGAAUACCUGUGAGACUCUGGAGGUCUACAUGGGCAUUGAUGGUGAGCAGCUCAAUGAGUCACAGCUGCUCAGUAAGGGCUACUCUAUGUCUGUGACCGAUUCCCUAAUCAUCAUUGAAUUACCUGUGGGUGGACCUGAUGGCUACUACAAGAGCUGUGUUUCUCAGUCUCAGUACCAUAUCUUGUACUCCAUUGAGGCUAUGGUUGUGAUUGUGUGGAAGGAGGCAGGCUCUGACCUGCUAACCAAAUAUAAGGUCUUGUAUCCCAUCACCACCCCUCUGAUGCCCAGACCUCCACAUGUGAUUGCCAAUACUGUUCCUGAAGAGCGUGUCUUUGAUGUGGUCUUGGGGACCUUCCAUCAAGAUGUGAUUCUGAUGAACAUUACCUUUUCCACUGGUGUACUAACCGUUGUCGAGGCCAACGCCAGAGGCUUCAAUGUCCAAGAGUUUCGCUUUCCCAAUGGUUCCAAGACCUUUAGUCUACGAGUGCCCUUCUCUGACCCUGUGGUUCUGAAGAGUAGCCCUAAACGGGAGCUCACAACCUACACCCUUUCUUUGAUCUUCGGCCUGGUGGUCCUGCCUGAGCAGUCUCCAUUCUCUCAUCCUGCUGUACUGGAUGUGACUCUUCAGGAUGUUGUGUUUCCUGUUGUAACUGGAACCUGUGAUGACGAGAACUACUACAUCACCGUGGCACAUGAAGGUCAUGGCAAUGACUUUAAAUACAUUGUGGGCAAGCGAGAGCUGACUGCUGACCUGGCCAGCGACUACAGUGUCCGUGUGAAUGCUACACACAUGACUAUGAGGGUCUCCUUCCUUUCAUCCGAUGCUGUAUUUACGUUCGUUAUUCCCACUGCUGCUGGUGGUCGACUGGACUUUAAGGUCAAUGAUCCAGUCAAUAAGUGGAGCCUCACUGACUUCUCUCUGGCUUGUACCUUUCCCAUGCCUUUGACUGAGUGCCAGCCCAACGGUACAAUGACUGCCCUGGCCCUGAAGGUGGAGUCUGCACCGAAUGUCAUCCCCAGUCAGCUCACCCUGAUUGACAAGUCUUGCAAACCAGUGUUCAGCAACGAUCGGUUUGCUUCCUUCUCUUUCACUGUUAACACCUGUGGAACAGCCCGAACAUUCUUAGAUGACUUCAUGAUCUAUCAGAAUCAAAUCACCAUGCCUAAUCAAGGCGUAAAGAAUGGCAAGACUGGUUCCCAACCAGAGUAUCGACUCACCAUCUCUUGUUACUAUGUGAAUGAUGACAUCAAGAUGAUUCCAUUCGUCCCAAAAGCUCGGGGAAUUGACGAGGAUCUAACCCAGAUUGGUACUGGGGAGAUGAGAAUCCGCAUGAGAAUAGCCAGAGAUUUCUACAACACAUUUUACUCAGAGGAGAACUAUCCUGUGGUGGAGUACUUGAGGCGUCCUCUUUACUUUGAAGUUGAAUUGAUGGACUCCACAGAUCCAGAGCUUGAGCUUUUCGUCGAGAGCUGCUGGGCAACACUGACAAACGAUAGGCAGUCCACUCCACGAUGGGACCUCAUUGUUGAUGGGUGCCCCAACCAAGAUGAUCGUUAUAUGGCAACAAUACAUCCUGUAACAGCUGAUGAUCGCGUCCAAUUCCCUUCCCACUUCAAACGCUUCGACAUGAAGAUGUUUUCAUUUGUCCAGGAUAAUGUGGUGCUUAGAGACCAGAUUUAUGUCCACUGUGAUGCUGCCAUUUGUGAUCGUAACAGACAAAGUGAUGGCUUCUGCUACAGACCAUGCUCUAGUCACCCUGACAAUCAGCCAAGCAAUUUUAAGAGCAGUCAAAGCAAUGCAAAGUUCUCUCCCAGAUCAAGAGGUCAACUCUCCUCUGGACGCAUCUUGGUAUCUAAAUGACUCCAAACUUUGUUCGUUACAUGAAUAAAGGGAUUGCCUUUAA
Messenger RNA from Alosa alosa (allis shad), 2874 nucleotides. RefSeq lists its product as uncharacterized. Lineage: Eukaryota; Metazoa; Chordata; Actinopteri; Clupeiformes; Clupeidae. The record is from RefSeq and is a predicted model, not a curated record. The transcript has 21 exons. The coding region runs from base 111 to 2831 and encodes 906 amino acids.